GGGCUGCGGCGCCCUCAGUAAUGGGUCGACACGCGACUUACACGGUUGUGGGGGGCCUCGCUGUCGCGCUCUACGUGAAUUCGCUGCGUGGCGAAUUUGUUCACGACGAUGUACCGGCGAUUGUACGGAAUAAUGAUGUUACGGGACAAACCCCGCUACACCGGCUGUUGGUCGAUGACUUCUGGGGCACUCCGAUGUCGGAUCCCUUCAGUCACAAGUCGUACCGGCCGUUGACUACGCUUACGUUCAGGGCCAACUACUGGAGCACAGGUCUGCAGCCAUUUUGGUUCCACCUGUGCAACGUUUUGUUGCACGCAGCUUGCUGUAUGCUCUUCACACGGUUGGCACUCAAUGUUGCCAAGUUGCAAACCAGAUUUGCGGUCGCUGCCGGACUUAUUUUCGCAGCGCACCCUGUACACACUGAAGCCGUCAGUGGAGUAGUUGGGAGAGCUGACGUCCUCGCUUGCCUCAUAUUCUUGAUGUCUUUCCUGCUCUAUCACGAUGAGGAGAUAGGGAAGUACAACGUGACUGCAAGCUGCAUUCUGGCUGGAUUAGCGAUGUUAGCCAAGGAGACUGGAUUAACUGUUCUAUUGGUGAAUCUGGUAUACGAUCUCUACAAAUCGUGGCCUCAUGUCAAAAGGAUAUUAUUUGACGGAAAACGGAGUGACGAGGCUGUUAAAUUCACUCGCCGCGCUGCCAAAGUUCUUGUAGCGAUGAGUGCACUGUUGAUCUUCCGACUAGCACUCCUACAAGGAUCCUUACCCAAGUUCUCAGCCCAAGACAAUCCAACAGCAUUCCAUCCCUGUCCACAUGUUAGAUUGAUGACGUUCUGCUACCUGGCAGUAUUCAACUGUUGGCUGCUCUUCUGCCCUGCGACACUGAGCCAUGAUUGGCAGAUGGGAUCUAUUCCUCUGGUGACGUCACUGGGCGACUAUCGCAACGUUGCAACGUGUAUCUUCUUCGGCUGCUGCUUACUGCUAGCGUAUCGUUGCUUCGCUGACUUUGAGUUUCACCGACAUUCUCCUCUAGUUCUUGGCUGUCUACUGUUGGUGAUCCCUUUUCUCCCCGCCGCCAACCUCAUGGUCACAGUAGGCUUUGUACUUGCUGAGAGAGUACUUUAUAUUCCCAGUGCCGGAGCUGUACUUCUGAUAGUAUAUGGAGCGCAGAUUCUCAACGACUCUGGAAUUAUAAAGCAGAGAAAAAGACUGAAACUGGCUUUUCUGAUUCUACUGGCGUGUUUUUCGUUCAAAACCGUCUACAGAAAUCGAGAUUGGGCCACGAGGGAGUCCCUUAUCAGGUCUGGACUGAGGGCCCUACCACACAAUGCUAAGAUGCACUACAACCUCGCCAACUAUCAUAGAGACACAUCGAGAGCUGAUCUGGCUGUCAAGCAUUACAGGGAAGCUUUAAGGUUAUGGCCAACCUACGCCAGUGCUCAUAAUAACCUGGGCACUCUUAUGACGCGUGCUGAGGAUGCUGAGAACCACUUUCAAUCUGCAAUUCAGAUCCAGCCAAAACAUGUCAACGCUCACUACAAUCUUGGUCAAGUUUACAGAAAAAUGAACCGCAGCAUGCAAGCUGUUGAAAUGCUUGAGAGAUGUCUUCGAUUGGAUGCCUCCUACACGCCCGCUUAUCUGUUAUUGGCCAAGAUGCAACCGGGUCCCCUAUCAGGGAGACUCCUCAGGCAUGUAACUCGGCUACAUCCCGAAAAUCCGGACAUUCUGUCGCACUAUGCUGAGUGGCUCCACGAGAAUCAAAGGACAGAGGAAGCAAUCUAUUUCUACACGAGAGCAAUGGUUCUACAAAGUAAUCACAAGGAGGCCUUCAGUGGUUGGAUAAGGUGUCUCAGAUCUAAAGGUAGAUCCGUCUAUCUACAUCACAUGCUCAUGAGAUUCAGAUCGAUGACAUACUCCAAAACAAGGACGAGAAUCGUGCCUGACGAGGAUGGAGAGAGAUUCUUCAAGUCGUGGGAUCUGUACAAACAGGGCCAAGUGACGUCACAGUUCAAUCACGUGUCUCAUGUCAUUUGUCACUACAACCUUGCCCAGGUGAUAGAACAAGGCUUUGAAUCAAGCAACGCCAAAAAUCAACAAGAGCAGCACACAAGUGACAUCUCCAUGAGAUAGUAGACUUGAGGGAGACGACAAUAAAUUAUUGUAUCAUGAUGAAUAUUACUGCUAAACAAAACAUGUGAAUGACGGGAAUCUCUGUGCAAGGUUGAAAUAUUUUGAUAAAUUAACAUAAAUCAUUGUUAUCUUUGUUACCGUGUUCUGAGGUUUGCCUAUUCAAGGUAGCUUAUUUAAUUCAAUUAACGUUUUUUCUGCUCUAUUCUAUCUCAUAUUUUCUACAUGCAAAAUUUAUAUGAAGUCGGGAUGAAUUCAAAUUUAAUUUUGUUUGAUCAAAAUUCUAGUGAUCAAAGAUUGAAUACAACAAUACAUGAUAUACAUUUGUAUAUAGAAAGGGGUGUCUUAACAUUGCCAUCUUUAUAUGUAUUUGAAUGUUUGCUUUACAUUAGGAGAAACAUUCAAGAUUUUGAAAUAAACUCUGACUUCCAUAGUCACAACACUCGUAACAAAUACAAAGUUAGAGUCAGACACUGUCGUUACAAUUUAUCUAAACAGAGCUGGCAGCAAAUGUCCAUAAAAUUAUUCAACUGCAUACCUGAGUCCGUGAGAGUGAUGGAUAUCGCAUCUUACAGGACGUAUUUGAGGGACUACUUGUUAAUCGGCAAAUGUCUGUAUAAGGUGGAUGAGUUUUUCGCAGUUGAAUUUUGAUUGGCGUGUUAUAUGUUUUUGUGUUAAUAUUUGCAGUUAAUAUCUUGAAGUUGUUGCAACAUUUCCCAAUGUUUUUUAACAAUAAAUUAUUUGAUUUGAUUUGAACGUUUAUCCUGUUGUCAAUACUAUUGAUGAUAAUCCGAUUAUUAAUUGGAGGAAAUUGGUGCGUAACUGAUCAGUAUGCCUACUGAUGCACUAGUGUUUUGAUAGCAUAAGAAUAUUCCAACCUUGCUCAUUGAAUUCUAUUCCAAAAAUGUAUAAAUCAAGUUCAAGAGUUUGAGUGAAACUAGGCAUGGAGCAUUAUUGCUGUCUCAAAUAAAUUUCAAAUGAUUGAGGAUAUUUGCAAGAUCUUUAUAAUAUGAAAGUGAAAUAAUUGUUGGACCUAGGUACUGGAAAUGUAAAGAGGAUUGACUCUAUUAUUAGACAAUACUGUUACAAUAAAUAUUUUUGUGUAAAUACCAGUUUGGCGAUUUGUAUCACAGCUAUAAUUCGAAACUGAUUGAAAUAUAAUUUUGUUUUCUGUUAUCGCUUGUUAUUAUUUUCAAUGUAAUAAAGACGUGUAUAGUAUUAUAAUAGACUGCAAUUGAUAUUGAUUAAUCAACAAGUUUUGCAUGGAGAAUAUUAUUGGAUGAUUGACUGAUUACCAGUAUUGAAAUUGUGGAGGCAUAAAAAUGAUUUGAAUAUUUUUUCUUACCAUGAGAAUAAUGUUUCUGAAAAAGAAACAGUUUGUUUAAUGUAGAAAAUACCAGUAUUAGUAGAUACAGGAAGAUGAUAAUAAUAUUGUAAUAUCCUUAUUAUAAGAAUGAAAUUGUAAUAUUACGUAGAAAUAUGCUUUGAUACGCAUAAGAAACUGUAUUAAUAAUGACUAGUUUUAGUGUGAAGAUACAGAAAUGUACUAUCGAACAUAAUGUUCAAUCGAAGGUUGAUCUCAUUUCAGAAAAUUAAGCCAAAGGAUAUUAUUUCUUUUGUAGAUUUUAGAAUACUUUACACUGAUAUUAUCAUGUAUGUUUAUGACCACUGUAUAUCGCUGUUUCCUUCUCAAAUCCAAUUUUCCAUUUCCAAGCUAAUAAAAAUGUUUCAGAUUGCUAAUUUCAGAUUUUGAUGGAUUUGAAAAGUUUCUGUUAUCAGCUAUUCUUAUUUCACUUUUUGAUCGUUGUUUGGAAUCUAUUUUUCGCUUUUAAUGUUUCAGACUGUUAAUUUCAGAUUUUGAUGGAUUUGAAAAGUUUCUGUUAUAAGCUAUUCUUAUUUUCCUUUUUGAUCGUUGUUUGGAAUCUAUUUUUCGCUUUUAAUUUCUCAGACUGUUAAUUUCAGAUUUUGAUGGAUUUGAAAAGUUUCUAUCAUCAGUUCUUCGUAUUUCACUUUUUGAUCGUUGUUUGGAAUCUAUUUUUCGCUUUUAAUGUUUCAGACUGUUAAUUUCAGAUUUUGAUGGAUUUGAAAAGUUUCUGUUAUCAGUUCUUCUUAUUUUACUUCUUGAACGUUGUUUGGAAUCUGUUUUUCGCUUACCAAUCAACUUCUGGAAUCUGUGGCAUUAUUGCGUGAGAAGAGACAAAAUUGUAUCCUAAUUUGUUCCUUUCCAGUCCUUAUAAUCAAUCAUACAGAAUUAAAAUUAGAAGCAUGAAAAUCCGUAAAUAUACUGUAUUAAAAGAUUCCAAAACAUUACAAAGCAAUGAUUGUGUUAUAUUAUGAUUAUAAUAUUAUUUUGUUGAGGAAUUUUUUAUUUUUGAAUUUUUAUUGUUGCGUUGGACUUGAUAAUUACUAUCAACGAAAAAUAAUGUGUAACAUAGUAGUAGCAUUAAUAAAUAAUAUGAUGAAUUAUUUUUUGAAAUUGAAAUCGAGGCCUAAUUAAUAACUCGAGAACUUGUAAAUUUGGAUAAGUUUAUUAAUAAAAUUGUAAUCUGGAA
Nilaparvata lugens (brown planthopper) is the source of this 4675-nucleotide messenger RNA. RefSeq names its product protein O-mannosyl-transferase TMTC1. Gene Ontology annotation, molecular function: mannosyltransferase activity; protein binding. Bases 21 to 2126 code for a protein of 701 amino acids. The transcript has 15 exons. Gene Ontology annotation, biological process: protein O-linked glycosylation via mannose. The record is from RefSeq and is a predicted model, not a curated record. Lineage: Eukaryota; Metazoa; Arthropoda; Insecta; Hemiptera; Delphacidae.